UCUGACUUUAUACACUAGCAAAACUCUUUGAAUUAAAGAUGGUGUAUAAUUUGGUUGUGGAUGGUUCUGAGGCUACCGUGACUCUUUCUGGAGAUAGAAUAACGUUUAAAUCAAGUGGCAUAACAGACCUCAGUUACCAGUUAGAUGAUGUCAUAGGAUGUGAUGAGGUACUGAUUGGGUGGUUUUACAAGACAGAAGUAACGCAAGUGUGGCUUAUCGAACAUGCUCCUUCAAACUUGCUGCUAAAAAAGUGCAAAAUUAUUUCUGGAGACCAAAGAAAACAAUUUCAACACGAUCUGACAGAAAAAAUAACAUGCAGUACAAAACGUCCCAAAAGAGUAUUGGUGAUGAUUAACCCUAAAGGUGGAAAUGGUACAGCAAAGAAGGACUUCAUGGAUAUCGUACAGCCGGUUUUGAGACUCUCGGGAAUAUCUAUGGAUAUAAUUUUUACUGAGCGGCCUGGACAUAUGACGGAUGUUGCAAAAACCUAUGAUUUUUGUAAUACUGAUGGAAUAGUUCUACUUGGAGGAGAUGGGUCGUAUCAUGAAGUGGUCAACGUGUUGAUGAGAAGGAGACAAGAGGAACAAGGCUUGGACGUCAACGAUCAAAAUGCAGCGUUGUCCCCUUUGAACAUUCCCAUAGCCAUGAUACCAACAGGUACUGCUUGUGGGGUGACAGAAUGUAACACUGGAACCACUGAUGUCCUUACGGCUGUUCUUCACGUUAUCAAAGGUAGGACAGUUUCCUCUCACCUGCUAGCACUCUACAGUAAUAACAAACUCCUAGGAUUCGGCGGGACAGACUGUGGUUAUGGAGUCUUGACAGAUCUCUUGUACUACUCCGACAGAAAGUUCCGCUGGCUUGGGCGAUCCCGAUACUUCUUUGUUCCAAUAUGGAUGUUUUUAUUCAAAUCUCAGACGAAUCGAAAGUUUGAAGCCAGUGUCACCUAUUACACAUCAGUCAAUGAGCGAAAAAACAGUAACAACGGUGGGCGGGAGGUCUUUGUUGGAGACAAGAGACUAUCAGGAUAUAGUUCUUAUACCUCUGAUACAGUGACCUUCAAUCGCACACUUUGGAACAUAAUGACCGUAAAUGGUAACUUCAUCUCUGGUAAUCAAGUCGUGUUCGAUGUUCCCAGAGCAUUUGUACCCAAACCCACCACGUGCUCUUCCUUUCUAUUUUAUGGCGAUCCUUCUGCUGGGGUCAUGAACAAAUUCUUCAAACAUAUUGGUGACAGAACUCCUAUGGAAUUUUCAGACAAGGAGUUGGAGGUUGUGAAUGCCCGAGGGUUCACGGUGGAACUAAGGGACAGUCUGGAUAGCAAGGACCCGGAAAUGGCGACGUUAAAGCGACUUAUACAUCUAGACGGGGAGAUAUAUCAACUUGAAUCCCCUUCAUUCCAGUUGUGGUACAAAUUGGACGUUGUACAGAUCUUUUCGAGUUAUCUGUAGAAUAAUCAUCUUUGGGAAGAUUUUAUACUUGCACGACAGACACUCGAAAAAGUUAAUGCAACAAUAAAAGCAUGAUUUGUAAUAUGCAUCCUAAGCUUAGAACUGCAUGUUUGCAAAUAUGAUUUAGGUAGGACCUAUUUUCAAAAGAUGGGUGAUCAAUCAUUUC
Saccostrea cuccullata (small rock oyster) is the source of this 1617-nucleotide messenger RNA. RefSeq lists its product as uncharacterized. The record is from RefSeq and is a predicted model, not a curated record. The transcript has 12 exons. The coding region runs from base 39 to 1451 and encodes 470 amino acids. Gene Ontology annotation, molecular function: lipid kinase activity. NCBI's taxonomy places the organism in Eukaryota, Metazoa, Mollusca, Bivalvia, Ostreida, Ostreidae. Gene Ontology annotation, biological process: sphingolipid metabolic process; phosphorylation.